AGAAGAUAAAAAUUUUUUUUUUGGGGGGGGGGUGUGUUUCUACUUUUUUUGUUGUUGGUUAAACACAACAUAUAAACCCUGCUGUGCACAUCAGCGAUCCCUUUUGUAAUAUUUCUGGGAUACGGUCUCAAGCGAAGCUAGCAUGAAAAUGAUGACCGGAGGAGCAGUGCAUCAAAACGGGAUAUUUUCCAAUGCUCACCAUCACAGCCAGCAGCCUCACAUGGAUUCAGAUCCCCCGGACUCUCGCAAGAGGCCGCUGGAGACCCCGACAGAAGCGAGCAGCACCAAACGGACCAACAUCGGAGAGGAGGGUGAAUACUUCCUGAAGGUGCUGAUCCCCAGCUACGCGGCCGGGUCCAUUAUCGGCAAGGGGGGGCAGACCAUCGUCCAGCUGCAGAAGGAGACAGGAGCCACCAUCAAGCUCUCCAAAUCCAAAGACUUCUACCCAGGCACGACGGAGCGAGUCUGCCUCAUUCAGGGCACAGUGGAGGCUCUCAAUGGCGUCCACAACUUCAUCGCAGAGAAAGUGCGCGAAAUGCCGCAGAGCGCCCAGAAGAGUGAGCCGGUCAGCAUCCUGCAGCCACAGACCACCGUGAACCCUGACCGCAUCAAACAGGCGAAGCUGAUCGUCCCCAACAGCACGGCAGGCCUGAUCAUCGGGAAGGGCGGCGCCACCGUCAAGGCCAUCAUGGAGCAGUCUGGCGCCUGGGUGCAGCUUUCCCAGAAGCCCGAGGGCAUCAACCUGCAGGAGCGCGUGGUGACCAUCAGCGGCGAGCCUGAGCAGAACCGAAAGGCCGUGGAGAUCAUCGUCCAGAAGAUCCAGGAGGACCCGCAGAGCAGCAGCUGCCUGAACAUCAGCUACUCCAACAUCUCCGGCCCGGUGGCCAACUCCAACCCAACGGGCUCCCCGUACGCCAACUCCACCGAGGUCCUUCCCUCAGCAGCGGCCGCAGCGGCAGCUACGGCCUCCAGCCUCCUGGGGCAGGCCAGCCUGGCGGGAGUGGGCACUUUCCCUACGACCAUGUCCAGCUUCUCUGGGAACGAUCUCCUGACCAUCAGUUCGGCCCUCAACACCCUGGCCAGCUACGGCUACAAUACCAACUCCCUGGGGCUGGGGUUGAACCCAGCCGCAGCUUCCGGGGUGCUGGCAGCAGUGGCGGCAAGCGCCAACCCCGCUGCGGCGGCCGCUGCCAACCUCCUGGCCUCCUAUGCCAGCGACGCUUCAACCAGCGUCGGCCACCAUGCCGGCCACUUAGGAGGCUUCACCCUGGGGUCCCUGGCUGCUGCGACGGGAGCUACCAACGGCUACCUAAACGCCGCCUCUCCCCUGAUGGCGAGCUCCUUCCUGGCAACUGAGAAGCUGGCAGAAGGUGCCAAAGAUGUGGUGGAGAUUGCCGUGCCAGAAAACCUAGUGGGAGCCAUCCUUGGGAAAGGAGGGAAGACGCUAGUGGAGUAUCAGGAGCUGACGGGAGCACGCAUCCAGAUCUCCAAAAAGGGGGAGUUUAUCCCCGGCACCAGGAACCGUAAAGUCACCAUCACCGGUUCUCCGGCCGCCACUCAAGCCGCACAGUAUCUCAUCAGCCAGCGGAUCACUUACGAGCAGGGCGUGCGCGCCACCAACCCCCAGAAAGUGGGCUAGAGCCAGAACGAGGGAAGGGGGGGAAUUCCUCAAAUCGAAAUCGGCAUCUUCCAGCGUUGAGUUGGUUUCGCGUUUCAGUAUUCAAGGAGAAAAAACACAGCUCUGACGGCAAAGCAAGCGGAACAAAUGUGUGAUAUGUAAAUAUGGGUUUGUUACUGUGAUAGUUAGGUUCUUUUUUUUGUUGUGGUAAUCCUGGAAUUUGACAGGAUUUUUAGUUUUUUUUUGGUCGUGAACGGCAAUGUAAACUGGCAUGCUGCCGUAUUCAGCCCCUCAGAGUUUUUCUUCUGCCUCCCGAGAAAUUCCAGCCCCCGUAGCCCCUCGUGUCCUUAUUGCUGCAGCUUGCGAUUUUUGGCUCCAGCUCUGCCCCCUCUAUUACAACCCCCUUCCCCUCCCUCCUUCCCUCUCUCCUUCCCUCCCCCUUUGUGAGUCCGUAAAGACGGCAAGUGAUUCGAGAAAGAAGGACAAUCCUCCAUUUUUCCACCCGCAAUUUCUUAUCUCAACCUUUUGGGUGGGCAAAUGCCAACCAGCUUAGGCCAGUGGUUCUAAUCCUCAGCAGUCCAGGAACUUAGUCCCCAAGUUCCUAAAAUAAAUUGUAGUGUUGUACACACUGCACAGACAUGGCACGCUUGAAAAAUACACUUGUUUCCUAACUAAAAUGCAGAUGUUCCAAGGAGACCAUUGGAAAGUUGACUGAACAACUGGCCUAUGCAUUUUCCAGAACGUGCAUUUUGUAGGGGAAUGUUUAUUAAUAUUAUUAUCACUAUUGGUAUUAUUAUUCCACCACUACAUGCAAACAUUAUUUCAAUUUUAGUUCCCAAAUCCGAUAUUUCAGGUUGAUUGUAUACAAAGAUUGUUUAUUGGGCUUCAAUGUAUUCCUUUUUUUGUUUUAAAUGCAUCAAACUGCAUCCAAAUCAUUUUUUAAAAAAAAGGCGGCGAGUUGGCAUUUGCUAGGUUGGUGUCGAGGAGUGUUCUUGGUUCUCCUGGUGUUGCCAGAUGGAUUGAGGUAGUUGUACAUGCAAUACCCUUUAUAGUGUUAGAUAACUAUGGAGUUUAUCAGUUCUCUUAACCGUACUAAAGCUGUGCUGCUUACACCUUAAACUUAUAUGUUUAGAGGGGGGAAAUCAUUUCUAUAUAUUUCUAUAU
Molecule: messenger RNA, 2782 nt
Organism: Polyodon spathula (Mississippi paddlefish)
Lineage: Eukaryota; Metazoa; Chordata; Actinopteri; Acipenseriformes; Polyodontidae
Product: RNA-binding protein Nova-1-like
Exons: 4
Coding region: 143-1639 (498 amino acids)
Biological process (GO): mRNA splicing, via spliceosome; regulation of alternative mRNA splicing, via spliceosome
Cellular component (GO): nucleus; cytoplasm
Molecular function (GO): mRNA binding
Source: RefSeq, a predicted model, not a curated record